Protopolystoma xenopodis is the source of this 870-nucleotide messenger RNA. The record is from the annotation of a GenBank genome assembly. Lineage: Eukaryota; Metazoa; Platyhelminthes; Monogenea; Polystomatidea; Polystomatidae.
AUGACAGAUUCAGAUGAAAGUUUCAGUGAUAAAUUAUCCGAAUUCGUUCUACCUGAUAUAUGGAACAAUGAAGAUGAGAUAUACCGUCUUUUUCAACGAAUUAAGAGGCCCCGACAUAUAGAUCCACUAAAUUUUGAGAGAACCUACUCCUUCUGGCGAACAAUUAUUCUUCGUUAUGCAAAAAUUAACAGGGUGUUUGUCUUCACCCCUGCAUCCUUAACAAAGGUUUUUUCUAGGUAUUUUCCUGAAGAAGAGAUCACUCUAUCACCCGAAUGUUUGCCACAGGUUCUUGGUCUUAUGUAUCAAAAUGGAGAUAUCGUUCCCAACAGUUCUGAGGCAUCUCUUUUUAAACGAAUUGCCAUAUUUGGCAUUAAUUUAAUCACUGAAAAGUUCGAUGUAUCAUGCAUAAAUGAAAUUGAUCCAAUAACUCAGUUUGUAAUACCCGAAAUUGCAAAUUCUCUUGUCUCCCAUUUCGUUCCGUGGUUUAACAAAGCGUAUACGACCUACAAACUGUCCUCCAAUCUGUCACUUUUCUUUGUCAAAGAUCUGGAUAACUCUUUAGAAAGUUGUUUCCCUCAUAAAACUUCAAGAGACUUUAUUAAACACUUGCUCUUUAAUGUAUAUAAAUGCGCACGUAUCGAAAGGGUCAAAUCUAAGUUUUGUUCUUCAACUUUUGAGCUAGUGCGCUUGUCAAAUUGCCUUUCAAUUGAAGUCUCGGAGGCCCUUUCAGAAGAUGAACGUAUGCUUUUAUCGGGUUUGGCCCUAAUUCGACAAUUAACCGAACGCCUGCAGGCUGAUGAAGAAAGACUCGUACUUAGGACUUCUGAGCGCCGCCAGGAAAUCAAGCAACUUCUUAAUCAGAAAAAGUAG